Parasteatoda tepidariorum (common house spider) is the source of this 1458-nucleotide messenger RNA. The record is from RefSeq and is a predicted model, not a curated record. Lineage: Eukaryota; Metazoa; Arthropoda; Arachnida; Araneae; Theridiidae.
AUGGAUAACAAUUGCUUAAUUCAAAGAAAAGUUCUUCGAACAGCCGUAACAAAAACAAUAAAUGAACUGGAAUCUUCAAUCGAAGAGGAUCAAACCGAGACUGAUAAAGAAGAAGUAAAAUCCAAAUCCUCAAAUCUUGAUGAAGUUUUAGAAAAAGAAUUGGAACAAUGUGAAAAUUACAGAGAUAACGUUACUGCAGCGAAACUGCGCUUCCAAGAGUUUUCGAAAUCCUACGGAAGUGUAAACAAGCAAGCAGAAGUCAUAUCGUCAGAUCGGAUUAGCAUCAAUUUACCGAAACUCGAGCUAACAGACUUUGACGGAAAUCCCAAAAAUUGGUUCGCAUUUUGGGCUAUGUUCCAAAAAAUCGAUGAGGAUCCUAAAAUAGAGGACGACGUAAAAUUCGCCUACCUGAUGCAAACAACAAAAGACGAAAAUUCUGUUUCCUUAAAUCAAUGUUUAGCUACAGGUCCAAAUUAUAUUGAAUUGAUUCCUUUCGUUCUAAAUAAGUUUCGCAAAGAAAAAAUUGGCGUCAUUUCCGACAUCCGCAAAGCAUUCCUUCAAAUAAGCGUGUCCUCUUCUGAUAGAGAUUUUCUUCACUUUCUUUGGUGGGAAGAUUUUGAAAAACGCAAAAUUAAGAUAUACAAACAUUGCAGAGUGGUAUUCGGCCUUACAUCGAGUCCGUUUUUGCUCAUGGCAACAAUCUAUCACCAUUUGGAUAAAAUGAAGGAAACUGAAAAUGAUAUCGCUGUGAAAUUGAAAGAUGCAUUUUACGUUGACAAUGUAGUGACAAGCGUUGAAAACAAAUGGGAAUUAGAGCGAUUUUCAAAGAUAGCUUGUCAAAUUAUGUCUCAAGCAGGGUUUGAGCUUACGGGUUGGGUUUCUUUCUCACAGGGUGAAAAACAAAAUCUGGAUUUAAAAGAAUAUAGAUAUUCUCCUGUUCUCGGACUUUUAUGGCAACCCAAUUUAGAUACAAUAACAUGUGAUAUUAGCAGCGUCACAACUGAAGAACAUAACAAAUGUACAAAACGGCAACUUUUGUCGAUUUCCCAAAAAAUAUUUGACCCAAUCGGUUUUACCGCACCCGUGACGCUCAUUCCAAAGCUUCUAAUGCAAAGAGCAUGGAAAAAUGAUAAGCUGGGAUGGGAUCAUAAACUUCCAUCUGAAAUAGUGGAGGAAUUUAAAAACUGUGACGCUAGUGGGAAAGACUUCGCGGCGUGCGUAUUUUUGCGAAUUGAAUGCGAAAAAGAAGUUCAAAUUAAAUUAGUGCAAGCAAAAUCACGUGUCGCUCCUCUAAAAAAGAAUCCCAUCACCAAAAACAAAACUGAAAUGUCUAUUCCAAAAUUAGAACUUUUAGCUGCAUUGAUAGGUACUCGUCUUGUUCAGACAGUCAAGACAUCAUUAAACAUUUCUGAUAUCGAAACCUUCUAUUGGACUGACUCUAAAGUGGUUCUUUGUUGA